Messenger RNA from Stylonychia lemnae, 2562 nucleotides. The record is from the annotation of a GenBank genome assembly. Lineage: Eukaryota; Ciliophora; Spirotrichea; Sporadotrichida; Oxytrichidae.
AUGGUUAAAGCUUCACCUGAAUCCAAGGAGGAUAUAGCUAAUACUCCACCUAAAAAUACCCUCGCUAAAGAGGAAAAAGAAUCUAACCUAAAUGAAGAUACUUAAGCGAAAUCCAAGGAGAAAAAAACUAAGGCAAUUAAAAAAGACAAGGACUUGUCUGCAGAUGGUUCAACUAACAAUUCUUCUCCAGGAAAAGAAUCUAAAGAUGAAAAGAAGAAAAGCAGUAGUGGCGCUGCUUCUAAGGAAUAAGUUGAAGAGAUAAAGGUCAAAUAUAAUAAAUUGAAGAAAAAGUAUAGAUAUCUGACUGAAGAAUACUCUAAAUUGCUUGAAUCUUGGGAGUAAGGCACCAAGUCUAUGAAGAUAAUUUUAGAGGAAAGAAAGUUUUUGAAAAAGAAAUUAGAUGCAUUUUUGAAGAGUUAGCAUUCUAUAGAUGAUCAAAUAUUUAAAUAAAAUGGAUAAGAAUCACUAAAUAAGUAAGGAAUCACUGGUGGGUAAUAAGAUAAUCAAUCUUCUGCUCCUAAAAUAGAAAAUAAAAUGUAAAUGAAUAAUAUGAACAAACCACCAGCUCCUAAUCCAAAUAUUUCAUAACAAAACGGAGGAAUGAAACCAGGAAUGCCAAUGUCAGCAUAAAUGUAGCAAUAAAAGAAACCUCCAGUGAUGAACGGAGUUCCAACUACAUACGCCCCAAAUAUUUAACAAUAAAGACCUCCAUAGACUACGCCAGGCUAUUAAAGCAAUUCUUACUCUCAUGGAGGUUCUUAUGGUGGCUAAUACUAAAAUUAAGGGCUUGUGAAUAGAUAAAACACUCAGGGAGGCCCUUAAUCCAGUGGGCUUGGAUCAAGUGCUAGCACUGCCAAUAACGGCAUAUCAUCUUCAAUUAACUCUGUAUAUAAUAGCAAUAGUGGGACUAAUCAAAUGAACUAUUAUCAAAAUGGAGCACCUGGGGGCUAAAGUCAUGGAAUGGGAAAUAGUGGUCCAAGCUAUUCCUCGACCAUGGGAAAUUCUGGUAACACCGAUGCCUAGAUUGUAGAUUUCACUAAAGAGCAGAGCGAACUUAUUCUUUUCAACACGAAAUCCUCAUAUUCGGAUCCUUCGGAAAAUGAUGAAUUCUAUGAUUCAGCCCCUAUAAGGCUUCUCAAUCGCAACCUGAAAAGAGACUACAAAUAAAAUCUAUUCGCCUACUAGCUUUGUAGUUUUUAUCUUGGAUUUUUUACAUAUAUGGGCUGGAGUACUGUCACAGGUUAUGCUAAUAAUAUAUCCUCAGUUUUUAACAAAGAUCAUCUAUCUAUGUCUGCAUUUAUGGCAUUUGUAAGAUUGCUCCAUAUUCAAGUACUAUUCUCAAUAAGCUAUUCAAUUAAGAUUUGGGCUUUCACCUUGACUUCACUAAUUGCUUACUUGCUUCUAGGUAUAUCUAUUCUUCACAAAGAAGAGGAAUUCGCUUUUGAGUUAUGCCUACUAUCAUGCUCUCUUCAUGGUGUCGCUCAUGCAUUUGGAGAGUCUGUUUUGCUUGGAUUCUUUAAGUUUUUCCCAUCGGAUGCAGUUUACAUGUUUGCAACUGGAACAGGAUUUUCAGAGCUUUUCUCAUUAAUUUUCAUCCUCUUAAUCUUAAAUAUUGGUGUUUUCUUUGGGUUUGUAUUUAUUUUGCUAUCGCUUCUAGUAAUACCAUUUGCUUUUGGAUUUCAAUGGAUUAAUAAUAAAAAAAGGACAUUAAUUGGAUCCAAUUAAGACCUUUACCUUAAGUAUGGACUUGAUUAAGAUUAAAAUCCCUAAGCAUCCUUUGUGCCAAAAAAUGAUUCAAGCGAGGCUAGCAAAAAUAAUGAAGAUUAAUUUGUUGCAGAGGAUGAUGAUGAAAAUUAGAAGACAUUACUAUCUAAGAUUAGUAACACUACUACUUUCUUAGCUAAUAAAAUAAGAAAUGUUAAUUUUUCAAAGCAUAUGAAAAAGGCGUUAUCUAAAAAUCAUUAUAGAAUGAAAAAUAUAUGGAGGGUGUUCUGGUAAAUCAAGAGAAUUUUCUUCAAUUAGUUUAUGGUAACCCUCACUAGUGAUUUCAUAAUAUCAUUCUUGAUCUACUAUCAGGUGCAGUUUAAGAUUUAAUCACUUGAUGAUAAAGUACCUGGCAAAUUUAUGUAUACUAAGGAAUUCGUGACUAAGUAUGAAUUCUUAUUGCUUUAAAUCGCUAAUUCUGUUGGUGCUUUCAUUGCAAGAUCAUAAACCAACAUAGUCGUAAUGAAAGUACCACUCUCGAUGUCUAUUCUACAGACUGUGAAUUUGCUUUUCAUUAUUUUUAACAUCAAUGUUUUGAAAUUUGACAGCUUUACAUUUAUGUUCAUUUUCAUGAUUUACUCUGGCUAUUUAGGAGGUAGUGUUUAUCUUAAUACUUUCUUCAUUAUCACUUAAAAGAGAACUAAGGAAAUGGACAAAGCCUAAUAUUAUCAAAACAUCAAGCCAGUUGCUUUUGAAGAUCAAGAGAUUGCUAUCAAUAUUGCAUUGAUAGGUAUGGAUAUUGGCUAUAUGGUAAGCUCAGUAAUUGGACUUUUCAUGUAUCUCUAUUUUGAUUACUGA